AUGCCCGUCCCCGAAUCCGAGUACCUGAGUCCGGUGUGGAAGGAUGGGAUCUUCAAUGAUAGAGUCGCCUUUGUCACUGGCGGCGCUGGAAGUAUUUGCAGCGCCCAAACCCGGGCUCUCGUCCGUCUCGGAGCAAACGCUUGUAUCAUCGGCCGCAACGUCGAAAAGACAGAGGCCAUGGCCAAGGACCUGGCUACUGCCAGGCCCGGCGCCAAGGUCAUUGGCAUUGGUGCUUGUGAUGUGAGAAAUCCCCAGAGCCUGCAAGAUGCCGCAGACAGAUGUGCCAAGGAGCUCGGUGGCAUCGACUUUGUCAUUGCGGGUGCCGCUGGUAAUUUCGUUGCACCUCUGUCCGGCAUGAGCCCCAACGCCUUCAAGGCCGUUAUUGAUAUUGACGUCCUGGGCACUUUCAACACCAUCAAGGCCACCAUCCCUUAUCUGGUUGAGUCGGCAAAGAAGAACCCUACACCUAGCAACAACGGCCAGACAGGCGGCCGCAUCAUCUUCGUCUCGGCAACCUUCCACUGGACGGGUAUGCCGCUACAGGCCCAUGUGUCAGCUGCCAAGGCCGCCGUCGACGCUCUCAUGGCCUCGGUGACCUUGGAGUACGGCCCCUUUGGAGUCACGAGCAAUGUCAUUGCCCCGGGCCCGAUCAAGGAUACGGAGGGUAUGCAGCGGUUGGCCAGCAGCAAGCAGGACCAGUCCAAGGCCGACGCUCUCGUGCCCCAGGGUCGCUGGGGCGUUAUCCGAGACAUUGCCGAUGCCACCGUUUAUCUGUUUAGCGACGCCGGCAACUUCGUCAACGGCCAGGCGAUCCCUGUUGACGGCGGCGCCUGGAGACGGGGAGGCGCGCUGGCAGUGGGAACUGACGAAGACAUGCAAUACCCAGACUUCCUCCUGAAGGGGCAGUUCUCGAAGAACGUCAAGAGCGGACGCAAGGAUUCCAAGCUGUAG
Messenger RNA from Colletotrichum graminicola M1.001, 951 nucleotides. RefSeq names its product short chain dehydrogenase. The coding region runs from base 1 to 951 and encodes 316 amino acids. Gene Ontology annotation, biological process: fatty acid catabolic process. Lineage: Eukaryota; Fungi; Ascomycota; Sordariomycetes; Glomerellales; Glomerellaceae. The record is from RefSeq and is a predicted model, not a curated record. The transcript has 4 exons. Gene Ontology annotation, molecular function: 2,4-dienoyl-CoA reductase (NADPH) activity.